AUGAGGCAUCAAUCUGAGCUGACUCCACUUGUGGCGAAUGGCUCCCCGUCGCUUCGUUCUUUCACGUUACGUAGUAUUACAAGUCGCUCUCUGCUAAUAGCGGCUUCUGGUGUCGCCAUCGUACUCACGUUUGUGUUCAUGUUGCGCGAGAACUCAUCGUUUUCAAGUUCUACAAACCUGAAAGGCGUCACUAGCAAGUUUGACAAGUUUUUCUGUGGGUUAACGAGCCAUGAAACAGGGUAUAUCAAGCUACCAAAUAAGGAUGAUGACCAUUAUUUUUAUUGGUAUGUGGAAUCGCAGAGCGAACCGCAGAAAGACCCUCUAGUCCUCUGGCUUACAGGGGGGCCGGGUUGUUCCAGUAUGAUGGCGCUAUUGGCUGAAAAUGGUCCGUGUCAUGUGCAGCCAGAUUUGUCCACCAAGGCUAAUCCAUACUCUUGGAAUGGCCAGGCCAAUGUGAUUUGGCUGGACCAACCGACAGGAGUGGGGUUUUCUUACGGCCCGACGGUGGACUACGAUUCGGGCGAGUUAAAUGUGGCUGAGAAUAUUUACUGGUUCUUACAGGAAUUUUUCCAAAAGCACCCAGAGUUAAGUGGUCGAGAUUUUUUUGUGACAGGUGAAAGCUACGGUGGACAUUAUGUACCUGCUAGUGCGAGCUACAUUUUGAAGGCCAACAUGCUUCGACACUUGAAUCUGGACGCAGUUUACAUCAAUUUGGCAGGUAUCGCAGUGGGCAACGGACUGACAGACCCGGCGGUGCAAUUUCAGCACAGUGUCGACAUGGCUUUUAACUCGUACAAUGUAUCGCUCUUGAAUGACAAGGCGAUCGAAGACAUGCGUAAAGCGCAGCCAGUGUGUCGCGAGCUCAUUUUGAAGUGCCAGAAGAACCAGACAAUUUGCGCUGAUGCGAUGGAAUUUUGUUUUGGAACGCAGGAAGGACCGUAUUACCAGUCGGGGCGAAACCCAUACGAUAUUCGGCAGUUGUGUGCUGAAGAUAAUGUGAUGAACUGCUUCCACUUCGAGCACAUUGUCGAGUACUUGAACUUACCUGUCACUUUAAAAGAGCUAGGCGUCGACGUGCACAAAUCCAAGCCAUGGCGCGAGUGCGAUGCGACGGUGGCUGCAGGGUUUGCUUUGGACGAGAUGCUAUCCUCGACCGAGGAUGUCAAACUUCUCCUGGAUGCAGGUGUGAGGGUGUUGAUUUACGCUGGUGAUGCUGACCUCAUGUGCAAUUGGGUGGGCAACCAGGCGUGGGUAAUGGCGCUGGACUGGAGCGGAAAAGAGGGCUUUAGAAACGCGCCAAACCGUCCACUCGUUACAUCUGUGGUCCAAGAUGCAGGGCGUGUUCGUACAUUCGAGAACUUGGCCUUCAUCCGUGUGUUCAACUCUGGCCACAUGGUGCCGAUGGAUCAACCUGCUGUCGCGUUUGAGAUGAUAAAUAAGCUUUUUCACGAUCAAGAUCUUUGA
Peronospora belbahrii is the source of this 1464-nucleotide messenger RNA. The record is from the annotation of a GenBank genome assembly. NCBI's taxonomy places the organism in Eukaryota, Oomycota, Peronosporomycetes, Peronosporales, Peronosporaceae.